UCGCUCCGGGCUCCGCCGUCGAGCCGGGGAGAGAGCCUCCGCCAGCGGCCAGGCACCGGCCGGACGACGCCUGCGACCCGGGCCCCUCGGCGGCACCGCGCUCACCCAGGGCCGGCACAGGCACCCAGAGCCGGGCCUGUCCUCGUCGCUGGCCUUGCAUUGCCUAACCUCCUGGUGGGUGGGUCUGACCUGGGUGAGGCACGGCCGUCCCUCUGGCAAAGCCUGGUUUUCCAGCCAGAAGCAAAUCCAAAGAACUCCAAGAUGGGAGGCAAGCUGAGCAAGAAGAAGAAGGGGUACAAUGUGAAUGAUGAGAAGGCCAAGGACAAAGACAAGAAGGCCGAGGGUGCAGGCACCGAAGAGGAGGGAACCCCGAAGGAGAACGAGGCCCAAGCGGCCGCCGAGACCACAGAGGUGAAGGAGGGCAAGGAGGAGAAGCCGGACAAGGAUGGCCAGGACGCGGCCGGCAAGCCCGAAGACAAGGAAGGCGACAAAGACACGGCCGCGGCCAAGGAAGACGCCCCGAAGGCGGAGCCCGAGCAGACGGAGGCGGCGGCCGAGGGCAAGCCCGAGCCCCCGAAGGCCGCCGAGCCCGAGCCCGCGGCCGCGGCUGGCGACGCCCCCAAGGCCGCGGAGCCCGAGGCGCCCGCGGAGGCCAAGGCCGACGACAAGGGCAAGGAGGCCGGGGAACCCACCAAGACUGAGGCUCCCGCAGCUCCUGCCGCGCAGGAGACGAAAAGUGACGGGGCCCCGGCUUCAGACUCAAAACCCAGCAGCACCGAGGCUGCGCCGUCGUCCAAGGAGAGCCCCGCAGCCACGGAAGCACCCAGUUCCACGGCCAAGGCCCAGGCCCCCGCAGCCCCCGCGGACGAGGUCAAGGCGGCCGAGGCGCCCGCCAGCUCCGAGCAAACCGUAGCAGUCAAGGAGUAACAAGGACAGCCUAUGGAAACCGAGUCUGCUUCCACCGCCUGUCUCUCUCUCUCUGUGUCUCUCUCUCUCUCUGUCUCUCUCUCUCUGUCUCUCUCUCUCUCUCCUAUACUAACUCGUUUCAAAUCCGAAGUAAUGAUAUGUAUUGCCCAAGAUUAAAGGAAAAAAACAAAAGGAUGUUGUCCCAUCGAGGGAGGGAGGGGGUGGGGAGAAUCCAAAUAGUAUUUUUGUGGGGAAAUAUCUAAUAUACCUUCAGUCAACUUUACCAAUCAGUCCUGGAUUUUAAAGAUCAAUGUCUGAAAGUACAGUACAAUUUUUGUACCUGAACUGCUGUCACAGGCACUCCGCCGCUAAGAUCCGAAUAUCUUGUCUUCUGCAAGGGGGUUGGGAGUGAUGCGUUUGAUUCUGCCCACAGGGCCUAGGCCAAGGCAAUCAGAUCUUUCGGAAAGCAGUAUUUUCUGUGUUUUUCUUUUUAAUUUACAGCUUUUCUUAUUUUGGUAUUUUUUUAAUGUUGUGGAUGAAUGCCAACUUUCAGACAGCCCUCUUAGCCUGUCCACACGUAUCUCGAUGCCAAGACUCCAUUCUUCCUCCCCAGGUAUUUUGGGGAGUAACAAACAUUCUCUCAUCCUACUUAGCCUCCCUAGAUUUCUCAUGACGAGUUAAUGCAUGUCCGUGGUUGGGUGCACCUGUAGUUCUGUUUAUUGGUCAGUGGAAAUGAAAAAAAAAAAAAAAAAGUCUGCGUUCAUUGCAGUUCUGGUUUCUCUUCCAUUCUGUGUCACAGGCACCAACACACCGCUCAUUGGAAAAUGGAAAAAAAAAAAAAAAAUAAAAAAACCCCAAAAAAAAUGUACAAUGGAUGCAUUGAAAUUAUAUGUAAUUGUAUAAAUGGUGCAACAGUAAUAAAGUUAAACAAUUAAAAAGAA
Messenger RNA from Acinonyx jubatus (cheetah), 1847 nucleotides. RefSeq names its product brain abundant membrane attached signal protein 1 (gene BASP1). Gene Ontology annotation, molecular function: transcription corepressor activity; transcription cis-regulatory region binding. Gene Ontology annotation, biological process: negative regulation of DNA-templated transcription. The coding region runs from base 262 to 927 and encodes 221 amino acids. The transcript has 3 exons. The record is from RefSeq and is a predicted model, not a curated record. Gene Ontology annotation, cellular component: nucleus; cytoplasm. Lineage: Eukaryota; Metazoa; Chordata; Mammalia; Carnivora; Felidae.